AUACUCCUCCGCAGGACUAAAAAAAUCGGCAAAAUAAAGGUGCUCACCUUCUCGACUCUUCUGUGCUCAAAACAAAGAUGUAUCUUCCGCAGUUUUGCUUCAAUUGAUCAAUGGUGGGAACGACUUAGCUACCCACAAUCUAAUCUUCGUAAUCCAUUACAUUCGGGUAAUCUUGUCCCCUUUAAUUUCAAUCUUUUUCUUGGCUGGUUGUUCGUCAAUUUUACGCAAUGGGCAGAAUAGUCGUAUGAUUUAUGGGCAAUUUUGAACCUUUAAUGUCAUUUUCUUGCUCCAAUUUUCUCUAAUUUAGACCUGAUUUGUUUCUAUGUAUCUUCAAAAUUAGCAAUAAAAAAAAGAACGAAAAAUUCCCAAUUCAAUUUGCAACCUAGGUUAACAUGUCAUCCAUUCCUGUAGAUGUGAUUACUGAUAUUCUGCUUAGAUUGCCGGCAAAAUCUUUGCUACGCUUCAAGAGUGUGUGCAAAUUAUGGUAUCAUAUAAUUGAGGGCUCUGAUUUCAUCAAGCUCCAUUUUCAACAAUCCAAUAAUCUGCAUUUAGUUUACAAGAGCCCUGUCCUUUAUAUGAGUGAUUUUGACUCGUUUGAUAAUACCAUUGAACUUGAUUACCCUUCCAAGAAUAUGGGUAGUGAUGUUUAUGUGGCAGGAUCGUGCCGCGGCUUGCUUUGCUUCUUCAAGUACUCUUAUCCCUUCACAGUUUUCUUGUACAACCCCACUACGAAAAAACACAAAACACUCCCACUUUUGCCACUAAAAACCAUCUUUCGUCGCAAGAGAAGUCGGUACCUCGGAUUUGGUUAUGAUCAUGUGUCCGAGGACUACAAGUGUGCGAGGAUGUUUCAGCUUAAAUCUGAUGAUGAAAUGGGUACUUUCAAAAGCCAAGUAAUGGUUUAUAGCUUGAGAGCGAAUUCAUGGAGACAGGGGGUUCAGGAGGUUCCACAUCACUUUGAUCGCCAUUUUGGUUAUUGUGUCCACUUUAAUGGAAUUCUGCAUUGGUCCGUUAGAGAUGAAGCAAAUGAUAACAGAGUUCCCCUCCCUAUAGUUAGCUUCGAUCUCUAUAAUGAAAGUUUUAGCACCAUACCAAUGCCUAGUUUCCGUACAGAGAUGUAUUUGCAUGCUCACAUAGGAGCUCUUGAUGAUAGCUUGUGUCUUAUGAUAAACUAUCUCGAGGAAUGUGAUGUAUGGAUUAUGAAAGAGUAUAGUAGGCCUGCAUCUUGGACUAAGCUGUUUAGGUUUCAGAAACAACAGAUGUAUCAGGAGUUUAGGCCUCUUUCUUUCUCCACGAGCAAGAAGCAAUUGUUUGUGCUCCUUAACUUAUAUGAUGUUGCUUCUUUGGACUUGGAAACUUUGGAGAUUACGAAAGUUCAACUCUCUCGUUUCCACAAAGUUUUAUAUGCAUAUGUAUGUCCGGAGAACCUUCUUAUGUUCAAGGAUGCCGAAGAUGUUCUUGUGGGCACGAAACGACGGAAUAAGAACAGCAAAAGGGGAAGGUUAAUGAGGAGAACUGAUAGGCUCUUACAACACCAUGAUUCCUUCCUAUAAUUAAUCAUGAGCCACGGCGCUGAUCAAAUGUAGGAUCUUGAUCCUCAUUAUAGUUCUACAUUCCAACAUUAGAGAAAUCAAAAGAUGAAUCUGGACGAUGGAAAAUCUCUCUAGCAAUUGCAAUGUGGAUAAGUUACUGCUGUCAACUUUUUUUAUGGGGCAUCUGAGUCUUGUUGGAAUUGUGCAUUUUGUAAUUCUGUCUCUACCAUAAAGAGUAGUCCUGGAUAUAUAGAUGUGGGCAGUAGUCAUGUAGCUCUUGCUCUUGGGUCUGGCGACAAUGGGCAAUGUACCAAUUGGUACCCAAGUCUGAACAUCGUACUUUUGUUACUGUUUUUCUUUCAGCAGCUCGUUAGAUAACUGUUUUUGAGAUAUUUUGCGGUGUUUAAUUUGACUUCAACAGAUCUUAUAUUAUAGGCCCUGUUUGGCAAUUGGCUGUUGGCUGUUGGCUGUCGGCUGUUUUAGUUGGCUGGUUUGACUGGCUGUUUGAGUUGGCUGCUUUUGUUGGCUGUUUGACUAUUGAUUGUUUAAAAAUAUGUUUGGUAAAAUCAGUUGUUGGCUGUUGGCUGUUGGCUAUAACUAUGUAAAAUGACAUUUAAGGACAUUUUAUGACUUUUAUUCA
Spinacia oleracea (spinach) is the source of this 2172-nucleotide messenger RNA. Its product is annotated as F-box protein CPR1. Gene Ontology annotation, molecular function: protein binding. The coding region runs from base 393 to 1553 and encodes 386 amino acids. The transcript has 3 exons. NCBI's taxonomy places the organism in Eukaryota, Viridiplantae, Streptophyta, Magnoliopsida, Caryophyllales, Amaranthaceae. The record is from RefSeq and is a predicted model, not a curated record.